Messenger RNA from Cladophialophora bantiana CBS 173.52, 1242 nucleotides. RefSeq lists its product as uncharacterized. The transcript has 5 exons. The record is from RefSeq and is a predicted model, not a curated record. The coding region runs from base 1 to 1242 and encodes 413 amino acids. Gene Ontology annotation, molecular function: hydrolase activity, acting on carbon-nitrogen (but not peptide) bonds, in linear amides. NCBI's taxonomy places the organism in Eukaryota, Fungi, Ascomycota, Eurotiomycetes, Chaetothyriales, Herpotrichiellaceae.
AUGCCUGGCCCAAUUAGGACUGCAUUGAAAGUUGACCUCGACAAGCCUGCCAAAGACCAACCGUAUCUACAUAACAGAUGGCAUCCUGACGUGCCCUUUUGUGGAACCAUCAAGAACGGAGAGACUGUUAAGAUCGAAUGCUUGGAUUGGACUGGUGGACAAAUCAAGAACACCGACGAUGCUGAUGAUGUUGUGAAUGUCGACCUGACUCAGGUCCACUAUCUCUCUGGCCCCUUCGAGAUCGAGACUGCCGAGCCUGGAGACGUUCUCCUUGUGGAAAUUCAAGAUGUGCAGCCCUUCCAGGAUCAUCCCUGGGGUUUCACAGGCGUAUUCCACAAGGACAAUGGUGGGGGUUUCUUGGAUGAGAUCUAUCCUGAGGCCGCCAAAGCUAUCUGGGACUUUGAAGGCAUCUUCUGCUCCUCGCGUCACAUCCCGGGUGUCCGUUUUGCGGGUCUCAUCCACCCAGGCAUUCUAGGCUGCGCGCCAUCCCAUGAGAUCCUCGCAGAGUGGAAUAAGCGCGAAGCCGAGCUCAUUUCAACAACAUCUCUCAAGCGUGUUGUGGCACAACCGCCUGAACCCAAAAGCGUGCAUGCCGGCACCGCCGACGAAGAGACGAAGGCUCGAGUUGGCAAGGAGGGUGCCAGGACGAUCCCGGGACGUCCCGAGCAUGGCGGGAAUUGUGAUAUCAAGAAUCUUUCACGGGGAAGUAAAGUGUAUUUGCCGGUGCAUGUCAAGGGUGCAAAAUUUUCUGUAGGAGACUUGCACUUCUCCCAGGGCGACGGUGAAAUUUCCUUUUGCGGCGCCAUUGAAAUCGCCGGCAUCAUCACCAUCAAGUUUGAUGUGAUCAAAGACGGCCAGCGCAAACUCGGCAUGGUCGGCGGGAAAUCUCCCAUCUACAUUCCCGGCCCCGUGCAACCACAAUUCGGGCCCGGACGAAUGAUCUAUUUCGAGGGCUUCAGUGUCGACGAACACGGCAAACAACAUUACAUGGAUGCGACUGUCGCAUAUCGUCAGUCUUGUCUGCGGGUGAUUGAGUACCUCAAGAGAUACGGGUACAGUGACUAUCAGAUCUACCUGAUGUUGAGUUGUAUUCCGAUCGAAGGGCACGUGGCGGGGAUUGUGGAUAUUCCCAAUGCUUGCACGACCAUCGGGCUGCCCAUGGACGUUUUCAGCUUUGAUAUCUCGCCCGGCGCGGAGGCGGUCAAGAUGGAUCUAGGGAAGUGCGCCAUGGCCACCAAGUAG